Messenger RNA from Triticum dicoccoides, 1682 nucleotides. Its product is annotated as probable RNA-binding protein ARP1. NCBI's taxonomy places the organism in Eukaryota, Viridiplantae, Streptophyta, Magnoliopsida, Poales, Poaceae. The transcript is spliced from 6 exons. Gene Ontology annotation, molecular function: RNA binding. The coding region runs from base 511 to 1446 and encodes 311 amino acids. The record is from RefSeq and is a predicted model, not a curated record.
CUCUAUCUCGAAAAAGAAUUGGAUUUGAACGCAAUGGAAUACAACCAGGAGGCGUCGAGGGAUCUUAUUAUAGCUACCCAUUAGAAACGAGGGCUAGAAAGGGUCAUGCAGCUGUCAUCACACCCCGGAGCCCUCUCGUCCAGCGCACGGCCGCCCCCUUCCCUCCCUCCCUUCCCCUCCAAGUUGUGAUAUCCUUCCCCUCCCCCAUCUCUUCCUAGGCACAGCGGCUGGGUUAUGGAAGAGCAGCUUUCCACCCGGAUCGAAGUCGGGAGGUGUCUGUGCUGGAUCGGACCAAACCUGCCCGGCCAAAACCGCUACUAAGCUGACAGCGGACGGACCAAUCGGGCAAAGUCUCCUGCGGAGUCCAGGUUAGCUCAGCUAUCCGUGUAAGAGUUUUGAUCCCAACAAUACUUGGGUCCUCCGAAAGACCCAAACAGAGAGGAGGAGCCGAGGAACGACGGUCGACUCGGCUGCACGUUCGCGGGUUGCGUCCUAGAGCAAGAAGAAGAGAUGGCGGCGACGACGGCGGCAUCGUCGUCGUCCCCGGCUGGCGGCGCCUCGUCGCCGGCCCAGGCACCGGGCGGAGGCGGAGGAGGAGGAGGCGGCGGCGUGCCGUACCACCGGUCGCGGUUCGGCGACACGACGCUGACCAAGGUUUUCGUGGGCGGGCUGGCCUGGGAGACGCCGUCCGCGGGGCUGCAUGACCACUUCCGGGAGUACGGCGAGAUACUCGAGGCGGUCGUCAUCACCGAUCGCGAGACCGGCCGAUCUAAGGGCUACGGAUUCGUGACGUUCCGGGACCCGGAGUCGGCGCAGCAGGCGGUGCAGAACCCGAACCCGAUGAUCGCCGGCCGGCGCGCCAACUGCAACAUUGCGUCCAUGGGCCCGCCGCGACCAUCGCCGCAGAGAGGGAGGGCCCCACGCGGGCCGGAUCAGCAGCACUCGGGCCCGCAGCCAUACAUGGGCGGCAGGAUGCACCACCAGCAGCAGAUGCCCACCCCGCCUCACGCCAUGUUCUACACCCCUUCACCGUACGGGUACUGGUACCCACCUGAUUAUCCAUACCAGCAGGCCUAUUACAAUCAAAUGCAGCAAUACUACUCUCAGCACUAUGGCCAAACAUCCCCUUCAACAUCACCAUACCCAUUCAUGGGGUUCAUGACAAGUGGCCAGAAUCCAAGGGCCGGCUUCUCGCCAUUGCACCAGCAAGCUGCGCCGCCGCCGUUCUUUCAGCAGACGACCGAGGGUUCUUUCCAGGCAGCGCCUUCGCUCCCUCCUAAUUUCAGACUCCAGUUGCCCCCUCGUGCAAUCUCAAGGCAGUCUGAUGAUGUAUCCGGUUCACAACCAACUCAGACAGUAUCCGAGGCUGAGGCUACAAACGCAGAUAACCAAGAAGCUUCAGCGCCUGUUGAAAGAUCAAAUUCAGAGGAAAACACCUCGAACUGACUCGCUGAACUGAAAACUCCGCCAAAAUGAUUUGAUGCCGAUCUGGACAGGACUAUUAGUAGCCCGCAAAGGAAUACAAAAAUACUCGUUUCUUGACUGGAAAAAAGAAUAGCAUCCAAAUAUUUGUUCUUUCAUUAUUUCUGAUUCUUUUCCUAUUUCUGCACUGCAUUUAUUUGGUGAACCCAUUGUACUGCGAAACUGAAACUCACGCCAGUAAAUGGAAUUCGCCAGAAUAA